Messenger RNA from Ricinus communis (castor bean), 1722 nucleotides. RefSeq names its product protein TIFY 6B. Gene Ontology annotation, cellular component: nucleus. Gene Ontology annotation, biological process: regulation of jasmonic acid mediated signaling pathway; response to wounding; regulation of defense response. The record is from RefSeq and is a predicted model, not a curated record. Lineage: Eukaryota; Viridiplantae; Streptophyta; Magnoliopsida; Malpighiales; Euphorbiaceae.
ACGGUCAAGAUCUUAUGCUGCGAGUAAAAAAGAAAAUACUCUCUUUUGUUGUCGUUGGAAGCUUUCUUUUUGGUGGUCUUUUUGUGUUUGCUUUCUUUAAGUUAAGGUUUGGUGGAGCAGUGGGAUUAGAUUGAUCUGUGAAUUUAUGGUUAUUGAGGUUGUUUAUUGAGGUGGUUUUUAUUUGAGAGUUGUGUUUCUUUUGUGUUUGCAUUAGAGAGGUGAGAGAUGGAGAGAGAUUUUCUGGGGUUGAAUUGUCAAGAUUCAUUGGCCGUUGUUAAGGAAGAGGUUAACUCUGAUGGGUAUAAAGAGAUAGGUUUUAGUAAAGUUUCAGGGAUACAGUGGCCCUUCCUCAACAAGGUCUCUUCCCUUCCUCAUUUGAUGCCUUUCAAGGCUGCUCAAGAAGAUAAGACCAAGAGGAUUGUAUCUGAUUCUAUAGUGCCCUCUGGAUUCUUGUCCAUCGCAACUGUAGAUGCUUUGGACCCUAGCCAAAAACAGGUGGCUGAAAUUCAGAGAUCAUUUAAUCUUGAAAGGCAAGGUGGCAAUCAUUUUACAUUAGCUUCUUAUCCUUUACAACAUGAUGUGCAUUCCGUGCAUCAUCCUGAUGUGAAGGUGUUUCCAGUCCCUAAUUAUACGAGUUCAAUUUCCACGAGCCACUCUUUCUUCAAGAAUCAUUAUGCAACCACUGGUCCGAGUAUGGUCGCCACUACUACAAAGCCACAGUUCCUUGGAGGAAUUCCCGUGACAGCUCCACAAACAAUUCUUCCUAAUAUUAGUUCUGUCAAUCGAAAAUUUGAUUCAUGUGUGAAAACCUCUGGAUCUCCUGCUCAACUGACCAUCUUUUAUGGUGGGACAGUUAAUGUGUAUGAUGAUAUAUCGCCUGAGAAGGCUCAAGCUAUCAUGUUCUUGGCUGGAAAUGGAUCUUCAAUUCCUUCUAACAUGUCACAGCCAAAAAUUCAAGUCCAGGCACCAAACUCAAAGGCAGUAGCAACUGUUGUUAGUCCGGUCAACCAACCUGUAAUAACACCACCUUGCUCCCGUCUCUCAAGCCCUUUGUCUGUUUCCUCACAUACUGGUGCUCAGUCAGGGAGCGGCUCUACUAGUACUGAAGAAAUUGUGGCAGUUAAACCUUCUGGAGUUCCAACCACUCCUGUUAGCAAACCGGACACACCAAAACUUGCAAGUGCCAUGGGAUCUGCACCUGCAGCAAUUAUGAUGCCAUCUGCAGUGCCUCAGGCGCGAAAGGCGUCCUUGGCUCGGUUUUUGGAGAAGCGCAAGGAGAGGAUGAUGAGUGCAGCACCAUACAACCUCUGCAAGAAUUCUCUUGAAUCUUAUCCAGAAUCCAAUGGAUUAAAGUACUCCCGAAUAGGAGAUGGUUCGCUCUCGGCAAGUAUGGAGAGCACCAAAACAAACGGUGCCAACUUAGAAGGGAGUCAUUGCAAUUUAAGUAGUAAACUAAAGAUGUAAGCAAAUGUAUUUUUGUUUUCUAACUAGAAUAAUUGAAUCCCUUUCUUUGGCUUCAGGAAACUUAUUGCGCGUAUGUAUAGCAUAUAAAUAGAGGUGCUGUAGGGUUAUCUCCCAUAUUUUUCCUUUUUCAGAUUUCAGUUCCCCUUUCUGUUAAUCCGUUCGGAUCAUUUCCUUCCAAGAUGAUAUUUUAAGUGCAUUUUGUAGCUGCACAACUUGUGUUAAAUUGUGGAAACUAAUAUCAGAUUAGGAUUAUGUGUA